AUGUGUUUUAUCUUACUACUGAAUGUGUUUUAUCUUACUACUGAAUGUGUUUUAUCUUACUACUGGAUGUGUUUUAUCUUACUACUGGGUGUGUUUUAUCUUACUACAGAAUGUUUUAUCUUACUACUGGAUGUGUUUUAUAUUACUACUGAAUGUGUUUUAUCUUACUACUGGAUGUGUUUUAUCUUACUACUGGAUGUGUUUUAUCUUACUACUGAGUUUUUAUCUUACUACUGGAUGUGUUUUAUCUUACUACUGAAUGUGUUUUAUCUUACUACUGAAUGUGUUUUAUCUUGCUACUGGAUGUGUUUUAUCUUACUACUGGAUGUGUUUUAUCUUACUACUGGGUGUAUUUUAUCUUACUACUGGAUGUGUUUUAUCUUACUACUGGAUGUAUUUUAUCUUACUACUGAAUGUGUUUUAGCUUACUACUGGAUGAGUUUUAUCUUACUACUGGAUGAGUUUUAUCUUACUACUGAAUGA
This is a messenger RNA of Lottia gigantea (owl limpet), 483 nucleotides long. RefSeq lists its product as hypothetical. The transcript has 2 exons. Bases 1 to 483 code for a protein of 160 amino acids. NCBI's taxonomy places the organism in Eukaryota, Metazoa, Mollusca, Gastropoda, Lottiidae. The record is from RefSeq and is a predicted model, not a curated record.